This is a messenger RNA of Helianthus annuus (common sunflower), 1725 nucleotides long. RefSeq names its product probable protein arginine N-methyltransferase 6. Gene Ontology annotation, biological process: peptidyl-arginine methylation. Gene Ontology annotation, molecular function: protein-arginine N-methyltransferase activity. The record is from RefSeq and is a predicted model, not a curated record. Lineage: Eukaryota; Viridiplantae; Streptophyta; Magnoliopsida; Asterales; Asteraceae. Bases 85 to 1311 code for a protein of 408 amino acids. The transcript has 13 exons.
AGAAGCCAAAACAGCACGUUAAGCCCUCGUACUUUCCCUGUCACAACACAAAUCAGUCACUUGCAUCCAUCCCAAAACAGAGAGAUGGAGGGUCUGCCUACGUCACCACCGGCCGGUGCUUACAGCAAUGGCCACCACAACAACCAAAACGGCACCACACAAACGGAUGAUUUGAAGCCCUGGAAGUCCCAUAGCGGCGGCGCCAGGUCUCGUAGUAGGGUUCCCCGUGAAGUAGACGCGCCUCCUUGUACGGAUUUUGAUAAGGCUUACUUCCAGUCUUACUCUCAUGUCGGUAUUCACGAAGAGAUGAUCAAGGAUCGUGUGCGGACAGAAACUUAUAGGACAGCUAUUUUACAGCAUCAGAAACAUAUUGAAGGCAAAGUUGUCGUAGAUGUUGGCUGUGGCACAGGCAUCCUCUCAAUAUUUUGUGCUCAAGCAGGCGCAAAACAUGUUUAUGCAGUGGAUGCCAGUGAGAUAGCGUUGCAGGCAAAUGAAGUUGUCAAGGCAAACAAACUUUCUGACAGAAUUACUGUUUUACACGGACGUGUUGAGGAUGUUGAAAUUGAUGAAGAGGUUGAUGUUAUAAUCUCUGAGUGGAUGGGUUAUAUGCUUCUCUACGAGAGCAUGCUCGGGAGCGUUAUUAUUGCAAGAGAUCGCUGGUUAAGACCCGGUGGUCUUAUCCUUCCCUCUAUUGCAGUGCUAUAUAUGGCCCCUGUUACACAUCCCAACCGAUAUGCAGAGAGUGUUGACUUCUGGCGCAAUGUCUAUGGGAUUGACAUGUCUCCAAUAUUACCAUUGGCAAAACAAUGUGCUUUUGAAGAGCCAUCUGUGGAGACAAUCAGUGGAGAAAAUGUUCUUACAUGGCCACAUGUGGUAAAACAUGUGGAUUGCUAUACCGUCACAGUUAAAGAGUUAGAAUCUGUUACAGCAAGCUUUAAAUUUCAAUCUAUGAUGCGAGCUCCUUUCAAUGGGUUUGCCUUCUGGUUUGAUGUCGAGUUUAGUGGGCCUGCCGAUACUGGUGCACCAUCUUCGACUGAUGAGUCAACAAAAACAAACCCUUCUGGUGGUCAUAGGAGGAAACGAGCCAAUCCUGAUGAAGCACUUGUUCUCUCCACUGCACCCGAGGACCCUCCUACACAUUGGCAACAGACAAUGGUAUACUUCUAUGAGCCAAUAGAUGUUGAGCAGGAUCAGGUUAUUGAUGGUUCUGUUACAUUAACACAAAGCAAAGAGAAUGCUCGGUUCAUGAACAUUCAUCUUGAAUACUCCUCGGGUGGGCGGUCCUUUGUAAAAGAAAGUGUGUUGCGUUGACCAUACCGGAAUUGACUUUGUAGUUUAUGGGCGUAAUUGUUUUCACCAUGUAGCCUUGAAGGAAUACUUGGUGAUGUGUUUGUAUUAUUAGGUAGGUAGAAAUUGUGAGUAAGAUUUUGUUUGGAUUAAUAGGUGGAUUUAAGGUGCACCUUCUCAUAUGUCAUCUUUGUUUGUCGUGCAACAGCGACUGCUGUUUGACUGCAUUUGACCGAUGGUACUGCAGCGGCUAUUGUUUACGGGGCUGCUGUAGUGCCACUGUAGCAGAUGCAAAAACACAAACGCUAAAACAGAAAAAAAGAACAUGGGAAUUUAACGUAGCUCUGAUCUAUAUUGAUGGGCUGCAACUAGGAUAUUUUUAUUUCUUUUGGAGGUGAUGAAAUUACAAUUAAUACAUGUUAAGUUGGGGAUGCUAAA